AUGUCCGACUGCUCCGUAAACGAUGGCUCGGUUGAAACUCGCCUACCAGACGGGCGUUCAAUUUUCGAUUUAAUAACCUCAAAUAACCUUAAUGCAAUACGUUCACUUCUUACUCCCUUAACGUUACGCGAACGACAAACGAUCGUUUAUCAAAAGAUCGAAAACAAAACGCUUCUCUAUCAUGCCUGCGAACGAGGCUUCAAAGACAUCGCGAAAUAUCUUUUAGACGAAUGUGGGGCUGAUAUCGAUGAUGGCUACUGUGACCGCAGUGAAUCAGUUUCUCCACUCCUCGUAGCUAUAAGGAAACUAAAUGUUUUCCUAAUGAUGUUAUUAAUGAGGCGCGAAGCCGCCGUUGGACACGGACUCUGUGAAACGGCUUGUGCUGAUUAUGCUUUCAAAAACAGGUACAACUCUUUGAUGUCUAUAUUGAGUUUGUACAAAAACAAAGUACAUCGGUCAAAUUUACUUAUAUCAACGCCAGAAGGAGUCGGAUAUAGCGGGUUAUUUAUGUUCUUUUGGGUUUCGGAAUUGUCCUAUGAUAUCAGGAGCAGCGAUUUCUUGUUGGCCACUGCGAAUGGACACAUCGCUCGAAUGAAGACGUUGCUGGCGUGUGGUGUAAACAAAAAUCAUAAAAACGAACAAGAAGAGAACGCAUUAUGUGUGGCCAUCAUGAGGAACCAAAAGAAUGCAGAAAACUUUCUGAUUAAUUAUAAAUCUUACACGUUGAAGUCCUACUCGCAAGCUUUGGAAUUCUGCGGAGCGAAAUUCAUAGUUUUUAGAUCUAAUGAACAGAAAGGGCUUGAAUGCUGGAGGAAGUCUCUACGAAUUCGUUGGGAAAAUUGCAUCGGUUUUGCCGAUAAGACUCUAAUGAAAAUCGAAACUGACUUGGGAAUCGAAUUCCAGACAGAAGACGACAUCGAUCGUUUUCAAGAGGCGGAUGUUUACUUACAAGCGUUGAUUGUUUUACUUCGAUUGCUAUCCAGGUUCAGUCAUUUGCUUCACAACGCGUUCAUCAUGGUAGCCAAACACCGAGUCCUCAGAGAAGAUCUCUUACAGUCUAUAAAAAUUCUCUCGGAAGCGUAUGAUUUCCCGACAAGACGUCUUCAAGGCGUCCGGUCUCCGACAUUCAGAUCUGUCGAGACAGUAAUUAAAUUGUUUCGCGAUCGUUUUCUUCGUAGUGUAGGCGAUGUAAGUGAAUAUUUAUACGGACUUAAACAAUUAUUUGAUUUCUUAAAUGCCGAUACGUGGGGAAGUCUUCUCAGAGGUGCCGUUGAGUUUUACAAAGUUGCAUACUGUGAACUCCUCGAAAUUCUUCUUGCUAAUAUUCAGGCCUUGAAAAGAUACGAACUAAACCAAAAGGAAAAGCUUUGGAUUGAAGCUUGCGUUGGUACAAUACUACGAAUGUCCUCGUAUCCUUAUCCAACGACACUUUUACAUAGAGCAAUUCUAAGUGAGUUUCCGUUAGAUGUUAUAUCUUUCCUUCUGAAAUGCUCUACUGAUGCCAAUUGUCCUGAUGCACUCGAAAAUAGUCCGCUGCACCUUGUUUCUCUAUUGCCCAAAGAGAAUUCCCAUUUAUUUUGCUUAACCCAUUUAUUGAUAAACGCCGGUGGCCAUAUUGAUGCAAUGAAUAAAUAUGGAAUCAGACCGUUAGAACUUUUGAAAACGAAACGCGUCUUGGCGAAUCCUUUGAAAUUCCUCUCUUUACAAUGUCUUGCCGCUCAAGUAAUCUAUAAGAAUGGAAUCGUCGUGAGUGAAAAGACCUUCCCUAAAAUCUUGGUCGGGUUCAUAAAACUUCAUUCAGCUUGA
Messenger RNA from Acanthosepion pharaonis, 1806 nucleotides. Lineage: Eukaryota; Metazoa; Mollusca; Cephalopoda; Sepiida; Sepiidae. The record is from the annotation of a GenBank genome assembly.